UUUUGUUUACCAUCUCACGCCGACAGUCGCCACAUGUGCCUUGCGGCAAGUUCAUCUCAGAUUUGCACCGAUAACUACAGCCCCACAAAACCAUGAAUCUGCUACCCAAAACGGCCACCGAGUUCGGUACGACCGAGUACUGGAACAACUUCUUCAAGAAGCGCGGCAAGCAGGCCUUCGAAUGGUACGGCGAAUAUCCGGAACUGUGCGGCCAGCUGCACAAGUACAUCAAAACCAAGGACGAGGUGCUGAUGGUCGGCUGCGGCAACUCCAAGCUCAGCAUGGACUUGUACGACGUUGGGUUCAGACAAAUCACCAACAUCGACAUCUCGCAAGUGGUCAUCAAGCAGAUGCAGGACGCGAAUCGGACGACGCGGCCGGAAAUGCUGUGGUACCACAUGGACGCAACCGCGAUGACCGCUUUCAGUGACGAGAAGUACUCGGUGGUGUUGGACAAGGGUACACUGGACGCGUUGUUCACUGAUGAAUCUGAAGAGACGAUCACGACGGUGAGGAAGUACUUUUCGGAGAUUGCUCGUGUUCUGCGCGUGGGAGGUCGUUACGUGUGCAUUUCGCUGCUUCAGGAGCACAUCCUGAAGGAAGUGUUGAGCUUCUUCCCCGAGCACGAGUUCAUGUUUCGGGCGAUUCGGUGCGUUGAGGCGGAACAGAAAACGGCGGAGGGGAACAGCGAUGGAACGUCUAUGCCGGUGUUUGUAGUGGUGGCGACCAAGUUCCGCAAGCUGCCGAUGAAGGUGUACGAGGUUUGCCUCGCCGGAGAUGAGAUUCAACGGGUUCAAAAGCCGGAAGAAAUUGUUCUCUCGGUGGCCGCCGCCCAGAAAGCUUCCAUGGUGUGCAACGGGUUGGUCAGGGGGAGUAUUGCCGGGAUGAGCGAGGUAUCGCUGGAUUUGCAUCGACCUGGCGAGGAAAUUGCGCGUUACACGAUCCACGUGCUGGACCAGAAGCCGAUCCGGGGAAACGGGAAGUACGCGGCGUUUAUUGUGCCGCAAGGGCGGGAAACGGAGUGGCUGUUUUCAACUCCUCAGGGUCGUCAGAAACUGCUAGCUUCGGCAAGUCACGAUAGGUUGGCGAUUGUUUCGCUACAUCGCGGACAGGUCUACGCAAGUUGGGAUGCCGUCAAGGAUGAGUUGGCAGAAAGUGUCAAAUCACUGGCCCCGCACGGAUUACACGCGCAUAUUCCGUAUCUUUCACUGGGUUCGGAAGUUGGUCAACGCGAAACGAUCUUCAAAGGACACUCGACUAUGUCCGGAGACUACAUCGUGGAGGAGAUCUUGGGCAACGACAAUCGCAUCUUUAGACGCCUGAUCUUCCUGAACAACCAGUUUGUGAUUCAAUCGGAGGCCGCGGUCAAGCUGGUCAAGGGAAAAGGCAAAUCGAAAGCUUCGUCAAAGGUCGUCGACCCGGGAUAUCUCGCCUGUCAACACCACUUGUACAUGACUGUCGGUGUCCACCUGGCGACCUGCUUGGAUACUAACCAAACAACGAACCCCGUCAUGGUGGUCGGUUUGGGCGGCGGUGGCCUGUGUACCUUCAUCCAUCAGUGCCUGCGCAACACCAGUCUUGUCGCGGUCGAGAUCGACCCGGAAAUGCUAACCGUAGCGACCAGCUACUUCGGCCUUGCCCUGGACGACCGACUGGCGGUUCAAAUCCGCGACGGCAUCGACUACCUCGCGGAUUGCGUCCAAUCGUCGCAACGCUUCCGCGCCAUCCUGUUCGACGUCGACAGCAAAGAUCCAACCCUCGGUAUGAGCUGUCCACCGCAGGCCUUCGUCGAACGAGCCGUUCUGGACAACGCCAAGACGCUGCUCGGCUCGGACGGACUGUUCAUCCUGAACCUCGUCUGCCGUGACGAAACGCUCCGGGAGUCCGUGCUGGAGGAGCUGCGCCGCGUGUUUCGGUACGUGCUGUCGUACAAGCUGGAGGAGGACGUCAACGAAAUUUUCUACUGCGCCGACAACGCCGCCCUGGACAGCGCAGACAAGUGGCAGGAGGCGAUGAAACGAUCAGCGCAGGAGAUCAACGCGCUCGCCAAGAAGCAUAAGCUGAGCCGAGAGGAGCUCGUUGAUUUGGAGGAGUUUGUGCAAGCGUUGAAGAUUUAAAAUAAACGAGUUGACCACUGCUUGGGAAA
Molecule: messenger RNA, 2146 nt
Organism: Culex quinquefasciatus (southern house mosquito)
Lineage: Eukaryota; Metazoa; Arthropoda; Insecta; Diptera; Culicidae
Product: eEF1A lysine and N-terminal methyltransferase homolog
Exons: 3
Coding region: 93-2117 (674 amino acids)
Molecular function (GO): S-adenosylmethionine-dependent methyltransferase activity
Source: RefSeq, a predicted model, not a curated record